AUGGGUAAAUUUUGUGGAAAACGUAUAAGCUUUUUAAGAUACUUAUCAGUGAAAGUAGCUGCAACUGCAACUGCAACUGUUAACUUUUGGUUGGGUGACACUGUCACCAAAUCGUGUCCUUUCUUCCUGGCAUCGGGCGUGUUCCUCUUGCUCAGCUUCAUCGUUUUCCUCAUACCGACCUGCUCGCAUCAGAACAAUUUAUAUUACUUCAGUGCCGGCAUCAUGUUCAUUGUUUCAGGAUUACUGAUGCUAAUCGGGCUUAUUGCUUACAUAUCCAUAUUGAAAGCAGAAAUAGGGUCAAAGCUGAGACCAAGGUCAACUUUACAACCGGCACUUUUUAAGGUCACCUACGGUCAAAGUUUCUUCUUAUUUGUUUUUGGCUUUAUUGCAACCGAAUUUGUGGGACUUUUGAACAUUUUCUUAUACAUCAGCUUACAGGAAAUCGGUUACUAUAGUCGGUUACCAUGCUUAACUAUAUCGAACUUGCAUGAAAAAAUUAAGGAAGGUGAAAACCCACGCAGUCAUUCCUACAAAAGUUAUAAGCAGGUAACAGAGCAAAAACAGCAACAAAAACGAGCUCAAAACCACAGCCAACGUCGUACAAUAAAUGGACUGAUGCUGCCUCCGAUACCACCAUCUGAAAUGGAUUCGGAGGGCAAAAAAUUUCUCCAGCAAAUCGGCAGCUAUGCUUGUCGUAAGCAUCCAAACGUAACUGGUUCGAACUUAUAUCUAAAUAAUGAUACAGAUCAAAGAUACUAUUUUGAAAAGCCACCGUCAUUAAAGUGCAAUUUGCACUCAAAAAACCUUGCCAAAUCACUGAAUGAACUAUAUACUGAACCAGCGCCACCUGUAGGACCACCACCGCCUCCAUCGACUAUUAAAGUGGGCGCUCGACAAACGUUUCCACGUUAUUCACAACAACAACAACAACAUCAAUAUCAACAUCAGCAGCAAACACAAUUCGGAGAAUUGCCACAAGAGUUUCCUUUGACUCGCAGUAUAUCUACUACAACGGACAUAUUUACAAACGCCAGCGCACAAGGCAACAAAGGCAACGGCAAUGGAAGCAGUAACGCUUGCAUCUCACGUGGUACUGCCACACCAAAUAUUGAACGAAAAAAUCGUCGCAAUAUGGCCACAAACACUAAUACGCACAACACUGAGACGCAAUUGAAGGAAAAUGAGAGAAAAAAUGUCGCCAUUAGACGCCACACAACCGACACUGUUGAUGAUAUGCUCGAUGAGGAGCCGCACCGCUUGUGUGGCCUCAAACGCGGUAUACGCAAAACCAAAGAUGAACUCUUUCAGGAGUUCUGCAAACGCGCUGGCAUGCGUCCAAAGCCUAAGAAUAUAUAUUAUAUUGAAAAUGAGGAAAAUGACUUGCCUGAAGUGGAUGAUGAUGAAAAUGAUGAUGAUGGUGUAGAUAACCAGAAUGGUUUUCACCAAUUACACGAGGAUGAAGAUGAAAUUUAUGUUGUUGAUGAUGUAAGAGACUUGCAAAGUAAUCCCAUGCGUAAUAUGCGACGAGCUUCAAUGUACGUCGAACCAACUCAUUUGCGUAAGCUCAACUCUAAUCUAUCACUUCACAUACUACAGCCACCAGAAAAGUUCAUGCAGAAAAGUCUCUUCGAUUUGGAACGUAGUGAUUCCACAAACGAUAUGUCUACACAUUAUCCAGAAUUUUACUACAACAAAAGUCCUUAUGGUGGAUCACAGAACCGUCUACACCAUGACUAUAAUCCACAAAUUUAUCAAAGUCGUACACUACCACGUUCAUUCUUGAAAAAAACUACUGGAUCACAGGAUAGCCUUGGUUCAGCAUCACUACAUGCCAGUGCAACGGCACUCCACAAUGCAUAUAGCGCCAGCCAAAAUCGUUUAACAAAUCUAAUGCUACAACAUCAACAACAAUUGCAACAACAAAAUCGUUUCCUUUCAAUGGCCACGCAUAAAUCUUGUGAAGAUCUCAACUCGAAUUACCCACAAGCACCAAUCAAUGUAGCUUAUGCGACAACAGCACGUGCCCAGCAGCAACUACAACAAACAAGCAUCAACAGCAACAACAACAAUAAUAACAACAGCAUCAAUAAUAAUAAUAAUAGCAAUAAUACACUGCAACAACCGACUGUGCAGUGGCCAGCAGCAAUUCCUUCGUCACCAUCCAAUUUUCCUAAUAAAUACCAAAUUUAUGCGCCCGUCAGUAAUAAUCCACUAGCAACGCACUUGCCCCACAGCUUAGUGACACGUUCGGUAAGUGGUGGCGCUGCAACGACAAUUGGCAGUGCUCCACCGAAAUUUCAACGUGGCUACGCCUUUGAUGAACAACGCCGCGCGAGUGCAAUCACAACUGAUGCUUUCGACUUGGAUGAAAUCGAGCGUGAGCGGCGUCGUUCCCAUGCCAGUCUUUUCGGUGGUAUGAACGGUAUCUUGAACGGUGGCAGCAAUGUCAGUGCAGAGCAUUAUGACUUGAUUAAUGGCACUGCGGUCUAGGAAUGAGCACAAAAUGUGACUUAAGAAAAACCAUCAGCUCCGUAAUAAGCCACACCAGUG
Teleopsis dalmanni is the source of this 2550-nucleotide messenger RNA. RefSeq lists its product as uncharacterized. The transcript is spliced from 6 exons. Gene Ontology annotation, biological process: neurotransmitter receptor transport, postsynaptic endosome to lysosome; positive regulation of synaptic transmission, glutamatergic; postsynaptic neurotransmitter receptor diffusion trapping. Gene Ontology annotation, cellular component: AMPA glutamate receptor complex; postsynaptic density membrane. The record is from RefSeq and is a predicted model, not a curated record. Bases 1 to 2490 code for a protein of 829 amino acids. NCBI's taxonomy places the organism in Eukaryota, Metazoa, Arthropoda, Insecta, Diptera, Diopsidae. Gene Ontology annotation, molecular function: channel regulator activity; voltage-gated calcium channel activity.